CCCAAAUUGUAUUAGGUGAUGUCUAGGGCCUCUUAGCAUGAAAUAUCGCCGUAGGCCGGCAUAUCUGCAGUGGCAGCAGGCUAAAUAUGGGUCCAGGACCAACAUCUCUUUGGCGCUCGGGCGUGUGAAUUGUGAUGAAAAUUUUGCCAGGGUUUUGUGAAAUGUGAAGAUUUGGCAAGUCUUUGUAGAGGCAGAAGCAAGGGGUUGGGGUUACAAAGAUUGCCACCGACAGUGACAAUGUGAUCAAUUCGACUACCCCUACCACUAGCAUGUAUCUAUGGCCAGGACAGUAAGAUAGUACAAAAGAGCCAAAACAAACGAUAAAAAAAAAAAGAGAGAACCCUUGGGGCUUUGGGGAAACAGGCAUUUGGAUGAGUGGGGGACACACCAAACUCAUCAAUCAAACCCCUUUCAAAUUAUUGAGUUUGUGACGGAAAGGAAAGAAAAGGAAGCCCCAAAUCAAGAAACCCCCCCAUUACUCUCUCUUUUUAACUUCUUAUAUUUUGCUUGGUACAGCAGUAACAGCACUGCAUUCUGUUUUGGUCAGUGUAUGAAAAAGGAAAUCAAAACAUAAGCUACCACAAGGAUAGGCGAUGAGGAUCGUGCAGUUUCAACUCUUAUCUUACCUCUUUUCCUAGGUCUUCUUAACUACACUAGAUCAAAAAGCUGAAGACACGGUGCCGUGGUCGUUGUUUCUCUUUGAAGAAACAAAAAGCCUUCUCUCUUCUGUCUUUCCUUGUUCACUCAAAGAAUCAUUGAAGAUGCCUAGACCAGGUCCAAGACCUUAUGUCUGUGAGAGAAGAGCUUGGCACAGUGAUAGACACCAACCCAUGAGAGGUUCUCUCAUUCAAGAAAUUAUCAGAGUUGUAAAUGAGACUCAUAGCCCAGCAACUAAGAAGAACAAGGAAUGGCAAGAGAAACUCCCUGUUGUUGUCUUAAAAGCAGAAGAAAUUAUGUAUUCCAAAGCCAAUUCUGAGGCUGAGUACAUGGACCUUGAAACCCUCCGGAAUCGAACAAAUGAUGCCAUUAACACAAUCAUUAGACGCGAUGAGAGUACUGAAACCGGAGAGCUUCUUCAACCUUGUAUUGAAGCUGCUCUCAGUUUGGGCUGCACAGCAAGAAGAACCUUGAGGAGCCAACGCAAUUCUAAUCCAAGAUGUUACCUUCACCCAGGCACACAAGAAGCAGAGAACACUACUCAAGGAAAUCUCACAACUAACUCACAUUGCAUGGCUAGUUAUUGCUGCUUAAUGAAACCCACAACCAUGAAUAUGACUCAUUUGGGCCCUGAAUCUCAGAAACACAUUGCCCAGAACAGUAAUUGCACCACUAACAAGUUUCCUUUUGCAUCUGAGAAUGGUUCUCUUCCUAGUAAUAACCAAUGCUUACGUAUAGAGAAGUAUCCUCCUAAUCUACAUUCAGUUUAUCCUCUUUGCUAUGGAAACCACCUUAAAUUGGAUGAACUGCGGCAUGGUUUUGGAAUCUUCCCUAAGUCACUUUCUAACACUGUAGAGCCUGCUAAGAUGGGUUUCAUUCAUAACCUCUUCUCUUCUGAUAUGGACUUUUCAAAUAAGAUGAACCAAACAGAUGUUAGAAAUACUUCUAACAACCCACAUGAAAUUGCCUGUGAUCUAUCCUUGCGGUUGGGCCCGCUUUCAACACCUAGAAUGAGUGCUGGAAACGGUCGGCCUCAGGAAAUUGAAGACACUGGUUCAACCUUUCUAGAGUGGAACAAGUUCAGUGAUCUAACACCACCAAUUGAUAAAUAUUUAUCUUCAUUUCCUAGGAGCAGUAGAGAUGACCCCUUGAACUCAUCUUCAAGUGAAUAGAAUUUUGAAGGUGAACAUAUGAAUGUUGAUGCAACAAUGAGAAAGCGAAAGGCAGUUUAUGCUCCACCAGUGGAUCAGCAAUUUUGUUUGCCUCUGAAGCUUCCUUACAGCCAUUUAACUGGAAGAAUGGAAAGUGCAGGUUCCUAGACAUGGCCUUACAUGUUGAAGUCUUUAGACCUUUUGGACCAUUGACACGGCCCUAGUGAGUAUGUGCUGUUAAAGCCCUUUUUUUUUGCCUUUUUAUUUUUUAUUUUAUUUUAUUUUUGUUAUAGUUAUGUGUUGAUGAGCGGUGUGAAAAUGUUGCAAGAAUCAAGAAUGUGAGGUGUAAAUAUUUGGAGUAAGUUUCAGUUAGAUGAGGCAAUCAUCAACAAACUGACAGAAGAGACCAUUGAUCCGCAAUUUAUAAAGAAUGUUUUCUUACAUGUGUUGUUGCUUGUAGAACUUAUAACCCUGUGAUUUUCACUUUUGAUACACUAUUCCUUGUGUCUGCUCGAUGCUUUUAUUUGAUAAAAACACCCUUGAAAACACUAAAGUCGAAAAGCAUGAGAAUAUAGUCAUGCUUUGAUACUGUUAUCUAGGCAACUUAGCCAUGUACCUUUUGUGUGAUUAGUUCUGCUUAGUUGUGGUUUUGACACAUGGAUUUUUUAUUAUCCUUCAGGAAAAGUGGUUCUUUUCUCAUCAGCCGGCCUUGAACUUGUCCAUUAGAAGAAAAAUCUCAUUAAUGGACAAGUUAUCUCACCAGUGGACAACUUGUCCGACUGGCUAGAUUGAGAAGUAUUGCAAAAGCUAAGAAAUGAAAAUCACAAAAGCGUUUGUUUGUGGGCCCUUAAUACUUGGUCCAUUAGGGGGGGGUAGAAAUCAUUAAUGAAUCGCUUUUUCUUUGUUUGAGUUAGUGGGUUUGUGGCUAAUGGU
Messenger RNA from Durio zibethinus, 2741 nucleotides. RefSeq lists its product as uncharacterized. Gene Ontology annotation, molecular function: transcription coregulator activity. The record is from RefSeq and is a predicted model, not a curated record. Gene Ontology annotation, biological process: regulation of DNA-templated transcription. Lineage: Eukaryota; Viridiplantae; Streptophyta; Magnoliopsida; Malvales; Malvaceae.